This is a messenger RNA of Pipistrellus nathusii (Nathusius's pipistrelle), 1428 nucleotides long. The record is from the annotation of a GenBank genome assembly. NCBI's taxonomy places the organism in Eukaryota, Metazoa, Chordata, Mammalia, Chiroptera, Vespertilionidae.
AUGGAGGCCGAGGAGCUCCAGGAAGAGCUGAGCUGCCCCAUCUGCCUGGACUUCUUCAACGACCCGGUGUCCAUCGAGUGCGGCCACAACUUCUGCCGCCGCUGCCUGCGCCGCAGCUGGACGCCGGCGGACGGGCUGUUCCUGUGCCCCGAGUGCCGGCAGCCGUCGGCGCCCGGCGCCCUGCGGCCCAACUGGGCGCUGGCGCGGCUCACGGAGAAGACGCGGCGGCGGCGCCAGGGCCCCGUGCCGCCCGGGCUGUGCGGCCGCCACUGGGAGCCGCUGCGCCUCUUCUGCGAGGACGACCAGCGGCCCGUGUGCCUGGUGUGCCGGGAGUCCCAGGAGCACCAGGACCACGCCAUGGCGCCCGUGGACGAGGCCUUCGAGAGCUACCGGGAAAAACUUCUCAUGACUCAGUGUAAUCUAACGGCCAAGAUGAAGAAAGCCAUGCACUUACAGGACGUGGAAGUGAAGAAUGCUGCAGCGUGGAAGGACAAGAUGAAGAACCAGAAAUUGAGAUUCAGUGCAGAAUUUACGAAGCUGCAUGACUUCCUGGCCGAAGAAGAGCAACUGUUUCUUCAGAAGUUGAGCAAAGAAGAAGAAGAGACUAAGAAGAAGCGGACUGAGAACACAUUACGGCUCCAUCAGAUAAUCACUUCCCUGAAGAAGCUCAUCUUAGAGGUGGAGGAGAAGAGCCAGAGCUCCAUCCUGGAGUUGCUUCAGAAUCCAAAAGAUCUUUUGACCAGGAGUGAGAACCAAGAUGUAAACUACUCCCUUGAAGUCCUGGAGGUGAAGACUAUGUGCCAUAUACCAUUGAUGAAGGAAAUGCUGAAGCGAUUCGAAGUGGCUGUCAGUGCGGCUGAAGACACAGGUCAUCCCCAACUUGUCUUCUCCCAGGAAGGGAAGUAUGUGAAAAAUGGAGCUCCCGCCAAUUCUAGGCCAUUACUUUCUUCAGCAUGGAACUACUUCACUGGAUGGAGGAAUUCCCAGCAGAGCACACACUUUGUAGAGAGAUUUCAACACUUACCGUGUGUUUUGGGGAAAAACAUUUUCACUUCAGGGAAACAUUACUGGGAAGUGGAGAACCGAGAUACCCGGGAGAUUGCUGUGGGGGUGUGUCAGGAGGACAUCAUGGGGAUUGUUGAUAACGCAGAAAUGUCUCCUCACUUGGGCAUCUGGGCUAUUUGUUGGAGUCCUGCUGGCUUUUGGCCCCUCACAGGCUCCUCUGUAAAUCCUGUCAAGCUAGAGUCAGCUCUUCACCGGGUGGGCAUUUUCCUAGAUUAUGGGGCUGGGGAUAUCUCGUUCUACAAUGCUGUGGAUGGAAUGCACCUACACACUUUCUCUUGUUCUUUUGUCUCAUGUCUCCGGCCGUUUUUCUGGUUGAGCCCGUUAGCAUCUUUAGUCAUCCCACCAGUGACUGGUGGGAAGUGA